ACCCGUGACCGGAAGCAUCCUCAAUUUUAUUUUUAUGUGCCCGGGUGGCUUUAGUCCGUUUGUCUCUUUGCUCUCUCUAGUUUCUCAAACUUCGAUUCAGCUCAAUCCCAGGAAAGGUUCAAUCCUUUCCCCCGCCAUCCUCUGUUGAAUUCCGACUGUCACUCCUGGCCGACGCCCGUGUCGCUCAGUUUCCGAUCAGGAUAUGGAGCACCAUGAUGAUGAAUCGCGGGCUGGAAGCGGCGAGCAUAAUGGCAAGCAGGACGAUGAGGAAGCUGUUGCUCGAUCUGAGGAAAUGAAGAAAUCAAUGGAGGCUAAAAUUGCCCUUCGUCGUAGUAAUCUGAAUCCGGAAAGGCCUGACUCAGGGUUCCUCAGGACAUUAGAUUCUAGCAUAAAACGCAACACAACAGUUAUUAAAAAAUUAAAGCAGAUUAAUGAAGAGCAGAGAGAAGGGCUGAUGGAGGACUUGCGAAACGUUAACCUUAGCAAGUUUGUUAGUGAGGCGGUGACAGCUAUAUGUGAUGCAAAACUCAGAAGUUCCGACAUACAAGCUGCAGUGCAGAUCUGCUCGUUGCUUCAUCAGCGCUACAAAGAUUUCUCCCCAAGCCUGGUACAAGGACUUUUGAAGGUCUACUUUCCUUCAAAAUCAGGCGAAGACUUGGAUACGGACAAGAAUUCCAAGGCCAUGAAAAAAAGGAGCACUUUGAAACUGCUUUUAGAACUUUAUUUUGUCGGCGUUCUAGAAGACUGCAGUGUCUUUAUCAGUAUAGUUAAAGAUCUUACUAGCUCAGAACACUUAAAGGAUCGGGAUGCUACUCAAACCAAUCUGACAUUGCUUGCUAGUUUUGCUCGGCAAGGGAGAGUGUUUUUAGGGCUUCCAUUCUCUGGACAUGAAAUUGAGGAAGAGUUUUUCAGAGGUCUUAAUAUCACGCCAGAACAGAGGAAAAUGUUCAGGAAGCCAUUUCAUGCUUAUCAUGAUGCUGUUUCAGAACUUCUUCAAUCUGAGCAUGCAUCCCUUCGCCAGAUGGAGCAUGAAAAUGCUAAGAUUUUGAAUGCUAAAGGGGAGCUGAGUGAUGAACAUGCCUCAUCAUAUGAGAAGCUAAGAAAAUCAUAUGACCAUUUAUAUCGCAAUGUUUCAUCAUUAGCUGAAGCCUUGGAUAUGCAACCCCCAGUAAUGCCAGAGGAUGCACACACAACGAGGGUUACUAGUGGGGAGGAUGCCUCGUCACCUGCUGCUGGCAAAGAAUCCUCUGUUCCUGAACCCCUGUGGGAUGAUGAAGAUACCAGAGCCUUCUACGAGUCCUUACCAGAUCUAAGGUUUUCCUCUCUACAAUGCUCAUGAUGUGACAGAGAACAUGCUGAUUUUAAUUUUUUUAAUGAAUUUGGGAGGAGACUUGAAACAUCUUACAUCUCAGGACAUUCUAUAUUUCCCUUUCAGAGCAUUCGUUCCUGCUGUUUUAUUGGGAGAGUCAGAAGGCAAAGCGAAUGAUCAAUCUGCAAAGACUCAAGAGCAGCCUGCUGAGUCAUCUCUGGAAGCUGAUCAAGGCCAACCCACACAAGAAACCAUUGAGAUUCCUGGUGAAUCUGGUAUUCUAAUUGACUCAAAAGUUCUGGAUAAGGGGAAGGAGAAAGAAGAGAAAGAUAAAAGUAAAGACACGGAGAAAGAGAAAGGCAAAGAUAAAGACGGUGAGAAGAAAGGUGAAAAUGAGAAGGAGAAGCUCAAAGGUGUUGAGGGGACAAAUUUGGAUGCUCUUCUGCAAAGGCUUCCUGGUUGUGUGAGCCGCGACUUAAUUGAUCAACUGACGGUAGAGUUCUGCUAUUUAAAUUCAAAGUCAAGCAGGAAAAAGCUUGUGAGGGCAUUGUUUAAUGUACCUCGUACAUCUUUGGAAUUGUUACCGUACUACUCACGCAUGGUUGCUACAUUGUCAACAUGCAUGAAGGAUGUGUCGUCCAUGCUCUUACAGAUGCUGGAGGAGGAGUUCAAUUUCUUAAUUAAUAAAAAGGAUCAAAUGAACAUCGAAACCAAGGUCAGGAAUAUAAGAUUUCUUGGAGAGUUAUGUAAGUUCAGGGUUGCACCAGCUGGCUUGGUUUUUAUUUGUUUGAAGGCCUGUUUAGAUGAAUUUACUCAUCACAAUAUUGAUGUUGCUUGCAAUCUUCUUGAGACCUGCGGCCGCUUCCUAUAUAGGUCUCCUGAAACCACUGUGCGCAUGGCCAACAUGUUGGAAAUACUCAUGCGCUUGAAAAAUGUGAAAAAUUUGGAUCCUAGACAUAGCACCCUUGUAGAAAAUGCUUACUAUCUGUGUAAACCACCUGAGAGAUCUGCACGGGUGUCUAAAGUCCGCCCUCCCCUGCAUCAAUACAUCCGAAAGUUACUGUUCUCGGAUCUGGAUAAGUCCUCCAUCGAGCGUGUGCUGCGACAACUCCGUAAAUUGCCAUGGAGUGAAUGUGAGGAUUAUCUAUUGAAAUGCUUUCUGAAGGUUCACCGGGGGAAGUAUGGGCAGAUUCACUUGAUUGCUUCUCUCACUGCCGGGCUAAGCCGCUAUCAUGAUGAGUUUGCAGUUGCUGUUGUCGAUGAGGUUUUGGAGGAGAUCAGAGUUGGCCUAGAAUUAAAUGACUAUGGGAUGCAGCAAAGACGCAUUGCACAUAUGCGCUUCUUGGGCGAGCUUUACAACUAUGAGCAUGUGGAUUCAUCAGUCAUUUUUGAGACUUUGUAUCUGAUUGUGGUAUUUGGUCAUGACACACCUGAGAGAGAUGUGCUGGAUCCACCUGAGGAUUGCUUCCGCAUUAGGAUGGUUAUCACUCUCCUUGAUACAUGUGGACACUACUUUGAUCGAGGUUCUUCAAGGAGGAAGCUUGAUCGAUUUUUGUUACACUUCCAGCGUUAUAUUCUCAGCAAAGGUUGCCUUCCUCUUGAUGUUGAGUUCGACUUACAGGAUUUAUUUGCUGAUUUGCGCCCUAACAUGAUCCGGUACUCAUCCGCUGAAGAAGUCAAUGCAGCUCUUCUAGAACAUGAAGAGAAUGAACGUCAUGUUUCGGAAAAGAAUCACAGCGAAAGACGGGAAAGGCGCUCUGAUACUGGGAAGCCUCCUGUCAGGACACUUUCCAACAAUGCCCCCUCUGCUAAUGGUCAAAGGCUUGUGAAUGGAGAUGACGAAAAUGGCGGGUUACAUGAGGAUGUUCUGGAUAGUGACACUGAUUCAGGUGGUAGUGGCACGAUUGAACAUGAUGACGAGAUAGAUGAAGAAACCCAUGAUGAUGAAGGUGGCACGGAUGAGGAUUAUGAUGACAGGGAUGCACCUGGUUCUGAUGAGGAUGAUGAAGUUCGUAUCAGACAAAAGGUAGCGAAUGUGGACCCCGAGGAGGAGGCCAGUUUUGAACAGGAGUUGAAGGCAGUAAUGCAGGAGAGCAUGGAGCAGCGGAGGCAGGACUUGCGUGGUCGACCAGCACUUAACAUGGUCAUACCGAUGAACUUGUUUGAGGGAUCAUCCACCAAGGAUCAUCAUUAUGGCAGAGGGGUUGGAGCUGAAAGUGGUGGCGGUGGUGAUGAAGUAUUGGAUGAGGAAGCUGGAGAAGGUGGCAAGGAGGUUAAAGUCAAAGUGCUUGUUAAGCGUGGCAACAAGCAACAGACGAAACAGAUGUAUAUUCCCAGUGAUUGCUCUCUCGUGCAGAGCACAAAACAAAUGGAAGCGGCUGAGUUAGAGGAGAAACAAGAUAUCAAGAGGUUUGUGUUGGAGUAUAAUGACAGGGAAGAAGAGGAGAACAAUGGCCUCGGGCCCCAGCAGACAUCAAACUGGAGCCCUAGCGGUGGUGGACAUGGCGGCAGAUCUGGCGGCCGAAGUGGGCCAUGGGAUGGAAGUGGUGGUGGAAGAGGUGUUGGAUCCCAACGUCAUAGGCAUAUUUAUCAUUCUGGCGGUGGAUUCUAUCAUGGAAGGCGAAGGUGAUUGAUGGAUCUUUCUCAGAGCAUUAGACCUUUGGCAGCAAGUGGUUAGAGAUCUUUUUGAUGAUUCAAAAGAACACAUAGCAUGAAGGUUGGAGCUUGGUAAGGUCAUGGUAUUUAGCUUGUCAAGAGAAGAAAGUGGACUUUGAAAGAAUCGAUAAUGACGGAUAGCUUUUGCAGCAAGCAGCAGCAAGAGGAGGAUUCGUCGCUGUUCUUCCGAACUAAUUUCGCUUGUAUAGUUGGAGGGGAGAAUUGUAACGAGAGAAGUUUCGAGACAGAAUUUGGAGUGGUUUAUCUGGCAAGGUAAUUGCAUGUACAGAACCAAGCCAAAAGCACCUACGAGUUUGGAGUCGUUACUGAUGGAUGCUGUCAUUUCUGUAAUGUUCGUGGUACAGCAUUUGUGUGAGGCCGAAAGCGUUCUAGCUGCUUGUUUUUUGGUUUGUGCGAAGAAACUAACAUCGUCAUCAGAAGCAGCGGCACUAUUAGCUACUACUUACUCCGUCGUCCUAAGAUCGUCACGUACGUAACGUAGACAGUAGCAGUAGAGGUUGCAGAAUAAUGUGUUGAAUCUGUCUUUCUGUGUUUUGUUCGAGGUGGUGGUGUCUAGAAAAGUUGUAAAGCAAUGCAGAUGAUGUUGUGGAUCCCAGUUAAUAUUCCUUUCUUCAGUCACAGAUACAGUUCCAGCACCUAAAGCAACAGCUGCAGGCUGGGAAAAGCAAUAUUUUUUUUUAUCUGUAACCAGGAAUCUGAUAUUCUAAAUCCCCCUCCCACUUUCUUUUAAUUUGUUGUUUCCAUUUCUGGCUUGUGACUGAAUGAAUUCGUAGAAAGCCAACUUACCACUUGGAGGAAAUGGCCAUUCAAGGGUGGAUGUCGGGCCCAAUAUUUUAUGUUGGCUUGUAAGACACCCCAUUUAUGGGAGUAAAAAAAAAUAGUAUGUAAAACCGGAUCGUAGGUUGGAUUGACUUUGUAAGAUAUUUUGUGAUGAAAUUAUGGUUUAAAUGUAUUUCAAUCACC
Linum tenue is the source of this 4948-nucleotide messenger RNA. NCBI's taxonomy places the organism in Eukaryota, Viridiplantae, Streptophyta, Magnoliopsida, Malpighiales, Linaceae. The record is from the annotation of a GenBank genome assembly.